AUGGCUGCCUCAGUGAGUGCCGUUGUCUCCCUUUCAUCUUCCAAAUCCAAUGCAAUUUCAACUAGAACAUCCCUCGUCUCCCAAGAACGAGUCUCCUUCGCCAAGGUACCAUAUUACAAAAAUGUGUCAUCAAGUGGUAAAUUGUUUUCAAUUAGAGCUCAAAUCACAACAGAGGCUGAGGCUCCUGCUAAAGUAGAGAAAAUUUCAAAGAAACAAGAAGAGGGUGUGGUUACAAAUAAAUACCGUCCAAAGGAACCAUAUGUCGGUCGGUGCCUUCUUAACACCAAGAUCACAGGCGAUGAUGCCCCCGGUGAAACUUGGCACAUGGUCUUCAGCACCGAGGGUGAGAUCCCAUAUAGAGAAGGGCAAUCCAUUGGUGUAAUUCCAGAUGGGAUCGAUCCCAAGAAUGGAAAGCCACACAAACUGAGAUUGUAUUCCAUCGCUAGCAGUGCUAUCGGUGACUUCGGAGACUCCAAAACUGUCUCUUUGUGUGUGAAAAGACUUGUCUACACCAACGACCAAGGCGUAGAAGUUAAAGGAGUUUGCUCUAACUUCCUGUGUGACUUAAAGCCUGGAUCUGAGGUGCAAAUAACCGGUCCAGUAGGAAAAGAAAUGCUUAUGCCAAAGGAUCCUAACGCAACUGUUAUAAUGCUUGCAACAGGAACUGGGAUUGCUCCAUUUCGCUCAUUUAUGUGGAAAAUGUUCUUCGAGAAGCAUGAAGACUAUCAGUUCAAUGGUUUGGCAUGGCUCUUUUUGGGAGUUCCCACAAGUAGUUCCCUGUUAUAUAAAGAGGAAUUCGAGAAAAUGAGGGAGAUGAAACCGGAGAACCUGAGAGUUGACUUUGCUGUAAGCAGAGAGCAAACUAACGAUAAGGGCGAAAAGAUGUACAUUCAAACCAGAAUGGCUCAGUACGACAAAGAACUAUGGGAAUUACUGAAGAAAGACAACACGUUUGUGUAUAUGUGCGGGCUUAAGGGCAUGGAGAAGGGAAUUGAUGACAUUAUGGUUUCAUUGGCUGCUGAAGAUGGCAUUGAUUGGAUACAAUACAAGAAGCAAUUGAAGAAAGAAGGACAAUGGAAUGUGGAGGUGUACUAAGUGGCUUUGUUUCUUCUUGUACAAAUGCAGCCCUCUCUUUGUAGAUAGCUUUGGAUGCUUAUUUCGAGUGCCCAGAAAGCAACAAGUUCAUAAGGAUAUGGAAAUGGUACGACAUUAUGUGAGAGAGCUUCACCAGCAAAAAGAGUGUAAUACUGUUAACAAAUUGUUAUCUGGUUCAUACUAUUUACAGGUUGUGGUAUACGUAUCUGUGAUUCCAUAUAUGUACCCGAAGUCAUUCUUUACAUUAUACUAAAGAAAGUGCUCACGGGGUUGUAACAUCUUUUCCAUAUCUCGAGUUUGUGUGUUGGGAUUUAUUCGAGCAUUUUAUG
This is a messenger RNA of Cynara cardunculus var. scolymus (artichoke), 1424 nucleotides long. Its product is annotated as ferredoxin--NADP reductase, leaf isozyme, chloroplastic-like. The transcript has 10 exons. Gene Ontology annotation, molecular function: oxidoreductase activity. The coding region runs from base 1 to 1095 and encodes 364 amino acids. NCBI's taxonomy places the organism in Eukaryota, Viridiplantae, Streptophyta, Magnoliopsida, Asterales, Asteraceae. The record is from RefSeq and is a predicted model, not a curated record.